GUUCCAUAGCAAAUAUAGCCCCAACAAAACAAACACAACUUAGCCCCCUUGUAAAACUUCUUAUUGUGAUGUCUAAAAGCGAAGACUUGAAGCUUUUGGGAGGCUGGUUCAGCCCAUUUGCCCUGAGGGUGCAGAUUGCCCUUAACCUCAAGGGUCUAGAAUAUCAGGUUGUUGAAGAGACCUUGAAUCCCAAAAGUGACCUGCUUCUUAAGUCCAACCCUGUGCACAAGAAAAUCCCAGUUUUCUUCCAUGGAGAUAAAGUCAUUUGUGAAUCUGCAAUCAUAGUUGAGUACAUUGAUGAGGCUUGGACUAAUGUUCCCUCCAUCCUUCCACAAAAUGCUUAUGAUCGUGCUAAUGCUCGAUUUUGGUUUGCCUACAUUGAUGAGAAGUGGUUUACGUCCUUGAGAAGUGUUCUAGUGGCUGAAGAUGAUGAGGCAAAGAAGCCACACUUUGAGCAAGCAGAAGAAGGGCUUGAGAGGUUGGAAGAAGUGUUCAACAAGUACAGUGAAGGGAAGGCCUAUUUCGGAGGAGAUAGCAUUGGAUUCAUUGACAUUGGUUUUGGGAGCUUCUUGAGUUGGAUGAGAGUCAUAGAGGAGAUGAGUGGAAGAAAAUUGCUUGAUGAAAAGAAGCACCCUGGUUUGACCCAAUGGGCUGAAACGUUUGCUGCUGAUCCUGCUGUGAAGGGCAUUCUUCCAGAGACUGAUAAGCUUGUUGAGUUUGCCAAGAUUCUUCAGCUAAAAUGGACUGCUGCAGCAGCUGCAGCUGCAAAGUAAAUGGAAUCAAAUUAAUUGCGAGAGUAUUUUCAAAAUUGUUGUCCAAGUUGUUUUUAUCUCAGGCUAUGUUGUUGCAACUUUAUUUAUUUAAAAGUUAUUUUAAAUUUAAAAUGUAAAAUAUUAAGAAAGUUUAAGUAAGUUAGUUGAAAAAUUUUGAGUUAUUAUAAAUCUUUUGACUUGAUAUGAUCUUC
Glycine soja is the source of this 964-nucleotide messenger RNA. RefSeq names its product glutathione S-transferase U18-like. Bases 69 to 773 code for a protein of 234 amino acids. The transcript is spliced from 2 exons. Gene Ontology annotation, cellular component: cytoplasm. Gene Ontology annotation, biological process: glutathione metabolic process. Lineage: Eukaryota; Viridiplantae; Streptophyta; Magnoliopsida; Fabales; Fabaceae. Gene Ontology annotation, molecular function: glutathione transferase activity. The record is from RefSeq and is a predicted model, not a curated record.